Talaromyces stipitatus ATCC 10500 is the source of this 1416-nucleotide messenger RNA. Its product is annotated as MFS transporter Liz1/Seo1, putative. The transcript has 12 exons. Gene Ontology annotation, biological process: transmembrane transport. Lineage: Eukaryota; Fungi; Ascomycota; Eurotiomycetes; Eurotiales; Trichocomaceae. Bases 1 to 1416 code for a protein of 471 amino acids. Gene Ontology annotation, molecular function: transmembrane transporter activity. The record is from RefSeq and is a predicted model, not a curated record. Gene Ontology annotation, cellular component: membrane.
AUGACCGGCGCCGUGGGUUUUGAGAAUGAGCGGAUAUCAUCUGAACUAUCCGACACGGUCGUCCAAAAGGAGACCAAGCGGAAGUGGACGAGUUAUGUUUGGGACACCUUGGAUAAGUCACCGGAAGAACGUCGCUUGUUAUUCAAGCUAGAUACCGCGCUCUUGACGUUUGCGUCCUUAGGCUAUUUCAUUAAGUAUCUUGACCAAAUCAAUCUCAAUAAUGCUUUCGUGUCCGGCAUGCAAGAAGAUCUCGGUCUGUACGGAAACCAACUGAAUUAUAUGACCACUUGCUGGACCGUCGGAUAUGUCAUAGGGCAGAUUCCGUCCAAUAUGGCCCUGACUAGGAUCCCGCCUCGUUAUUGGAUUCCAACAGCAGAGGUUAUAUGGUCGGUUUUGACCAUGGGUCUGUCGAGAGCCAGUAGUGCCCGCCAAAUAUACGUCAUGCGCUUUUUCAUCGGUCUGGCUGAAAGUACAUUUUAUCCGGGCAUGCAAUAUAUAAUCGGCUCCUGGUAUCGCAAAGACGAACUGGCAAAAAGAUCUUGUAUCUUUCAUACUAGUUCUGGCCUUGGUUCUAUGAUUUCUGGUUAUCUGAUGGCCGCCGUUUACCAUCUCGGCGGCAGAGGAGGUUUCAAAGGCUGGCAAUGGCUGUUCAUCAUUGACGGAGUCAUCUCCCUACCUGUUGCUUUGGUGGGGUUUUUCAUCCUACCCGAUGUGCCCGAGAUUAGCAACCCAUGGUACUUGACUAAAAAGGAGGUCGCCAUAGCGCAGAGGCGAAUGGAACUAGAAGGCCGCGAGCCUCGUCAGCCAUAUACAAAGGCCAAGUUCAAGAAAAUAUUCUCUUCAUGGCAUAUUUACUUCUUGACAGUGUUGUACAUAUCCUUUAACAACUGCAACGGAGGCCAGCCGGUUCUUGCACAAUGGCUGAAGCAUUCGAAAGAUCCAAAAUAUACCAUCCCACAAAUCAACGCAUACGCAACAACACCAUAUGCUGUUCAGGUUAUCACAACGCUUAUAUACGCUUGGACAUCAGAUACUAUCUUCAAGGGUAGACGGUGGCCUCCUAUCCUGUUCGGUGCUAUAUCAAACAUUGUAUGUGGCGCUUCUCUUCUUGCCUGGGACAUACCCCGAGGCUGGAAGUGGUUCUGUUACAUCUAUUCCGGCGCUGGCUACGGCCUAAGCGGGCUGUGUAUGGCCUGGGCACAUGAAAUCUGUACCGAGGACAACGAAGAGCGAGCACUUACCGUUGGCUCCAUGAACGAAAUGGCAUACGUCUUUCAAGCAUGGUUACCCCUGAUUGUUUGGCAACAGGUGGAUGCGCCAAAGUAUCAUAAAGGCUGGAUUACGAUGAUUACCAUGUCUUGCAUCUUAAUAACUACAACGUUUAUCGUACGAUUUUUGCACAAGAGAGAGAAGUGA